GUAGUACCUAAUGGCGCUGCGCUCUCUUUUGAGAAAUACGCCGUCCCUUGGUGCUAUCAGGCGGCCUGGCAAGCCGCUGUCUUCGGUGGUGGGUUCUGUGCUUAUGCCCAACAAUCUUCUUGAUUCCUAUUAUUCCGAAGAAGUGCUGACCAGACAGAGGGAAAAAGUAAAUCGUCUGCUCGUGGACUAUAACACCAUUCGCCAGAAGCUAAACCAAGACAUGGAUUCUUUUCUUGAGUUUGUAAGGCGUGAUUCUAAUGAAUUAUCAAGGUUACAAAAUAUAGUGGAUAUAUUUGAGAAGACAAUUCAUGUUGUUUUCUUUGGCGUCCCAGUAGUUUUUCUGACGAUUGGUAUAAAGUAUGAGAUUGACAUCUUGGUGUAUCUCCCUUUGAGCCCUUGGAGGUGGAAGAGGUAAUGGCUUUGAUGAUGUCGAUCUUUGACCGUGGGCUGGACAGCAUUCCCCUCCGUAUCUUUAAGGAAAUUCGGGUUCUCCAUUAAGGAUUUCCUUGUGAGGAUGUUCCUAGAUUUGUUUUUUUCAUAUGAUUGUGUGUACAACUAAUGUCCGCCCUUUAAGCCCUAAGAGGUGGAAAGGAGUUAUGGCUUUGAUGCUGUCGGUCUUUGACCGUGGACUUGAUAGCUUUCCCCCUCCUUAUCUUUAAGUAAAUUCCGAUUCUCCAUUAAGGAUUCCGUUGUGAGCAUGUUCUAAGAUUUUGUUUUUGC
Triticum dicoccoides is the source of this 720-nucleotide messenger RNA. RefSeq lists its product as uncharacterized. The coding region runs from base 11 to 415 and encodes 134 amino acids. The record is from RefSeq and is a predicted model, not a curated record. Lineage: Eukaryota; Viridiplantae; Streptophyta; Magnoliopsida; Poales; Poaceae. The transcript has 3 exons.